Procambarus clarkii (red swamp crayfish) is the source of this 2505-nucleotide messenger RNA. The record is from RefSeq and is a predicted model, not a curated record. Lineage: Eukaryota; Metazoa; Arthropoda; Malacostraca; Decapoda; Cambaridae.
GUUCGUAAGUUACCUGUGGUGGCUGUGACGGGGGUGAGAGGAGAGGAAGUGGCACUGCCCUGUGAAGUAUCUGGCACUCCUCACGAUGACCUCUACCUCUUGCUGUGGUUCAGGGAGCCUCUCACCACCCCUAUCUACAGGUUGGACGAGAGGUCAGAGGAGGAGACGCAGUGGUCAGAUGAACGCGUGCUGGGACAGCGAGCCAGCCUUGACCUAAGGUCAUCUCCAGCCGUGCUCCGGGUCACUUCCCUGACCUGGGCUGACCAGGGCCUCUACACCUGUAGGGUCGACUACCGUCUACAGCCCACCAGGACUACGAGAGUCAACCUCACCGUCGUAGCGCCGCCUGAAGGGGUGAGUAUAAUGGCCGGUGUUCCGAACGCCUCGCAGGCAGGACACAUUAGCCUGGGUGGACCUUACCUACUGGGAGAUGUCCUCAGCUUCACCUGUGUGGCGCAUGGAGGUACUCCGCGUCCUAGCGUCGUCUGGUACCGGGGUGCGCACCUCCUGGACGCUCUCAUGGAGUCAGAUCUCCUACAGGAAGGCGCUGACCAAGUCUCAGAGGCUCCUGGGCCGACAGCACUCCCUCUGGGGGACACCACGAAGGUGAUGCCCUAUGGUGGUGAGCCCUUCAACACGCUUCACUUGCAACCUCUCAGACGCGACCACCUUCUGCAGGAGUUCAAGUGUGAAGCAUCUAAUACUAACCUCACACUGCCCGCAUCCUCCAUCCUCACCCUCGACAUGAACUUGCCGCCCUUGAGCGUGGCGAUCCAGACUCCUGACGACCAGCUCCUGAGGGCGGGACGGGAGUACCUGGCGGUGUGUCUGGUAGUGGGCGCUCGACCCGCGGCCACCAUCACCUGGUGGAGUGGUCACCAGAGAGUACUUCAGGCCACGGUGUUGACCUCGGAGGACCAGAACGUGACCGCAAGUAGCGUUGUCUUCACCCCACGCCCGCAGGACAACGGGUCAUUCCUGCGAUGUAUAGCCGAGACUUUCGCCUUUCCUGCCACUCUGGAGGACACCUGGAACCUCACCGUGCUCUACGUUCCGCGGGCCCAGUGUGGGUAUGGAGCGUCGCUGGACGCUGACAACAUCAAGGAAGGGGAUGAUGUGUACUUUGAGUGCUCCCUGGACGCCAACCCACCCGCCACCCGCAUCUCCUGGCAACACAACAACAUGGCGCUGACUCAGAACGUGUCCGGAGGGGUGAUAAUGAGCAACCAGACGCUAGUGCUGCAGAAGGUGGGUCGGUGGCGCGCCGGUCUCUACUCCUGCCACGCCCACAAUGAUGUGGGCGUGGGCGUCUCCAGCCCACUCUCCCUCGAUGUCAAGUACGCGCCAGUGUGUUCCCUGGGCCAGGUCACAACCUACGCCGUUGAGCGGUACGAGGACGCCCAGGUCACGUGCUCUGUGGAGGCUAACCCCGCUCAAAAGUCCUUUCAGUGGACGUUCAACAACACAGCAGACACCAUCGAAGUCCCCCAAGGUCGCUACACCUCAUCCAGCAGUCACAGUGUCAUCACCUACACCCCCAUGACCCUUCUGGACUACGGUACUCUCCUCUGCUGGGCCGCCAACGAAAUUGGGAUACAGAGAGAGCCUUGCGUCUUCCACAUUGUACCGGCAGGAAAACCAGAAUCUCCUGGGAACUGCACAGUGGAGGGACUGACUCGCACCUCCAUCAGGGUGAGGUGUGAGGCAGGAGGCAGUGGAGGCCUCCCUCAGCACUUCCUCCUUCAGGCUACCAGUCUCCUCCAUCACCACCAAGGUGGCCUCCACCGCCUCAACCUCACCGCCCUCUCCACCCCAGACUUCACCGUGGAUGGGUUGCAGGAAGGAGGAAAGUACCGGCUAGUAAUUACGGCAGUAAAUGACAAGGGUGCCAGCAGUGGCACUCGCCUUACCAUCAUCAGUGCCGGCCCUGACGACCCUCUCUACCAGCUCCACGACGGUCCGCUGGAAGCCGAGGUACGCGACGGGGGACAGACAGCGACAGUGAACAAGGACCUCUCAACAGACGGAACCUCGCCUCGUUGGUGGACCAGCACUAUUGGCCCGCCGUCUCUCAUCCUUGGCGCCCUAGCCCUGGUCUCAGGGCUGGUCCUGCUGGCAAUCCUAGGACUGCUGUUCGUCACCAUCCACAGCAGGAGGGUGGUGGUGGUGGUGGAGACGGCGGCGACGACGACGCCUCGGCAGCUGCUGCCACUGUCUGAGACGCUUAUGCAUGCUGGUGCUGUGGUGGGUGUUCGGGCCGCUGUGACGAGUGCUGAGUACUGUAGCAGCGGGAGCUUCGUCGUGUCCCCUGGCGGUGUUGUACUGGUAAACACACGUUUUCUAACAAAUUUUCUCGCCCGACCACUUGAGCUAUACGGUAGAGCGUCGGUCUCGCUUCAUGCAGGUCGGCGUUCGAUUUCCGACCGUCCAAGUGGUUGGGCACCAUUCCUAUCCCUCGUCCCUGACUGUUAUCUUCCCCUUCUUGCGACACAUGAGCUUAUGUAG